Messenger RNA from Chroicocephalus ridibundus (black-headed gull), 942 nucleotides. RefSeq names its product vacuolar protein sorting-associated protein 29-like. Gene Ontology annotation, biological process: intracellular protein transport; retrograde transport, endosome to Golgi. The coding region runs from base 47 to 592 and encodes 181 amino acids. Gene Ontology annotation, cellular component: endosome; retromer complex. The transcript has 4 exons. Lineage: Eukaryota; Metazoa; Chordata; Aves; Charadriiformes; Laridae. The record is from RefSeq and is a predicted model, not a curated record.
UGCGCGUCGGGGCAACGGGGUGGGCGGAGCUGCGCGGAGGAGCAGGAUGUUGGUGUUAGUAUUAGGGGACCUUCACAUCCCACACCGGUGCAGCGGUCUACCGGUGAAGUUCAAGAAGUUGCUGGUUCCAGGAAAGAUUCAGCACAUCUUGUGUACAGGAAACCUCUGCACCAAGGAGAGCUAUGACUACCUCAGGACUCUGGCUGGGGACAUCCAUGUUGUUAGGGGGGACUCAGAGAGCCUGAAUUAUCCUGAGGAGAAGGUUGUAACUGUUGGGCAGUUCAGAAUCGGGCUGAUUCACGGCCAUCAAGUUAUUCCCUGGGGUGAUGUGGCCAGCCUGGCACUGCUGCAGAGGCAACUGGAUGUGGACAUUCUCAUCUCAGGACACACACACAGGUUUGAAGCAUUUGAACAUGAAAACAAAUUCUACAUCAACCCAGGAUCAGCUACAGGAGCCUACAGUGCUUUGGAAACGAACAUCAUCCCAUCAUUUGUACUGAUGGAUAUCCAGGCGUCCACAGUUGUGACUUACGUAUACCAGCUAAUUGAGGAUGAUGUGAAAGUAGAAAGAAUUGAGUUCAAGAAGUACUGAAUCAUGUUCAAACCUGCGUGUUGACUUCUCACCGCCUUUCUUCCUGCUCUUCCCAGCUCGGUCGAAGUGGAGGCAGGCCACGGGGGGGUGCUGCUGCUGCGGCGUGUGACCGUGGAGCGACCACAACGCUUGGUUGCUUGUGAGCUUGUAAAAAAACCUGUCAGUCCUGGUUCCCAACCAGAACUUGAAGCGGAUGAAACUGCUGACUAACAGAAAGAGGCCUGUGGAAAAUAUCCUGUGUUUAAGGAGGAGAUGUUGUGUUCCUGGCCUAAGGGAGUCUCAGAGGGUCACGGUAGCUCAACAUUGAACCUCUUCUGUUAAGAUGAACAUAGAAUAAUAAAUCCCUGUCU